AUGCCUCCAAAAAGGAUCACAGUCCAACCUGCCACACGUCGUGGACCGCCAAAGGGAUAUUUCAGCUCGGUAUAUCACACUCUGACGUCGGAGGAAAAUGCCAGCGUCGUCUUGAGCGUCGCCAUGUUCGGUGUAUGUAUAAAAUCCCCCGGUGAUCCUUUCUCCUUGGUUCCCUAG
Exophiala aquamarina CBS 119918 is the source of this 177-nucleotide messenger RNA. RefSeq lists its product as uncharacterized. The transcript has a single exon. Lineage: Eukaryota; Fungi; Ascomycota; Eurotiomycetes; Chaetothyriales; Herpotrichiellaceae. Bases 1 to 177 code for a protein of 58 amino acids. The record is from RefSeq and is a predicted model, not a curated record.